This is a messenger RNA of Balearica regulorum gibbericeps (East African grey crowned-crane), 1539 nucleotides long. RefSeq names its product adrenoceptor alpha 1B (gene ADRA1B). The record is from RefSeq and is a predicted model, not a curated record. Gene Ontology annotation, cellular component: plasma membrane. NCBI's taxonomy places the organism in Eukaryota, Metazoa, Chordata, Aves, Gruiformes, Gruidae. Gene Ontology annotation, biological process: phospholipase C-activating G protein-coupled receptor signaling pathway; regulation of cardiac muscle contraction; regulation of vasoconstriction. Gene Ontology annotation, molecular function: alpha1-adrenergic receptor activity.
AUGAUUUUUAAGAUGAAUACCUACCUCGGCGAUAAAUCCAAUUCAUCAAUACCUGGAUAUUUGAAAGUGUCUGCACUAAAUAAUGGCAAUCUUUCAGCAAACAACUCCAAUGAGACAGCAAGCAAUCUGGAUUUGCCUUCCUUGGACAUCAGUAGGGCAAUAAUUGUGGGGCUUAUCCUAGGUGCCUUUAUACUUUUUGCUAUUAUAGGUAACAUCUUGGUAAUUCUCUCUGUUGCUUGCAAUAGGCAUUUAAGAAUCCCCACAAACUAUUUCAUAAUUAACCUCGCAAUAGCAGAUUUGUUGCUGAGCUUUACUGUCCUUCCAUUCUCUGCUACACUGGAAAUCCUUGGCUACUGGGUGUUGGGGAGGAUAUUUUGUGAUAUCUGGGCAGCAGUUGAUGUGCUAUGCUGUACAGCUUCUAUUUUAAGUCUAUGUGCGAUUUCUAUAGAUAGAUAUAUAGGGGUACGUUAUUCUCUCCAGUAUCCAACUUUGGUAACAAGAAGAAGGGCAAUUUUAGCUCUCCUGGGUGUCUGGGUCCUUUCCAUGGUGAUUUCUAUUGGGCCUCUUUUGGGCUGGAAAGAACCAGCACCCAAGGAUGAUAAAGAGUGCCGCAUCACUGAAGAACCAUUCUAUGCUUUGUUUUCUUCCUUGGGAUCAUUUUACAUUCCUUUAAUCGUCAUCCUCGUGAUGUACUGUCGGGUCUACAUAGUGGCAAAAAGGACUACUAAAAACCUGGAAGCUGGGGUUAUGAAAGAAAUGUCCAACUCCAAGGAGCUGACUUUACGGAUUCAUUACAGGAACAUUCAUGAGGACACAUUAAACAGCACCAAAUCCAAGGGUCACAAUCCCAGGAACUCCUUAGCUUUCAAACUUUUUAAAUUCUCUAGAGAAAAGAAGGCAGCCAAGACGUUGGGAAUUGUGGUUGGCAUGUUUAUUUUGUGCUGGCUACCUUUCUUCAUUGUUCUGCCACUAGGAUCUCUGUUUUCAGCUCUGAAGCCCCCUGAAACGAUCUUCAAGGUGAUUUUUUGGCUUGGCUACUUUAACAGCUGCUUGAAUCCAAUCAUCUAUCCUUGCUCAAGCAAAGAGUUCAAGAGGGCUUUUAUACAGAUCCUAAAAUGCCAGUGUCACCGUCGAAAGCAGUUGGGGUGGUGGGCCUACAGCUACAGGAACUGGAAUCGGUGCUCCUUCGAACACCCUAGGAAGGACUCUCUGGAAGAUAGCGGGAGUUUCCUAAGCGGCAGUCAGAGGACAUUAUCUUCAGCAUCUCCCAGCCCCGGCUACCUGAGCAAAAUCACUCACCCACAUCAUAUGGAGAUGUGCACAUUCCAGGAAUGGAAGAACUCCAGCUCUUUCCUGAGCCCCUUACAGGAAGGCAGCAGACAAAAGGACCCAUGCCAGUUCUUUACCUUCAAUCUCUUAACAGAGCGCAAUGGACAUGUUCCUGCUGGCAGCCAAGCUCCCAGCGAUGGGGACCAUGAGGCCAUGUGUGACACACUGAAUGGCAAAACCGACUGUAGAGCAAACAUGAUGCUGGAAUGA